AUGUCGCCCAAGCGUCCCCCUACCUCUGGCGCUUCGACGCCCGGCUCCCAGAAGCCCGUCGCCAAGCCCGAACCGAAGCGCUCCAAGGGCGACAGCACCACCACGCAGGCGAACCCCUCUGCCUCCGACAAGCAGCUGUUCUUCGUGUUUGAAAGGCGCCGGGCGUUCGAGUUUGGCGAGGUCACCGACGAGAUAAACGGCCACGCCUACCUUGCCACCAGCAAACAGCGCGAACAGUACUUUGCUUACGCGCAGAGCAAGCGGGAGGCAGCCAAGACCAAGGCCGAGGACGCCGUGCGCGUCCACAAAAAGGCGAUGAAGGAUUACAUCGCCAGGGCCAAGGCAAAGGAAAAGGCGCAGGCGGAAAAAGCCGCAAAGGAGGCCGCAGACAAAGCGGCAUCGAAGAGCAAGAGCGAGGGGCUCGAAUCGAGCAGCGGAAUCUCGGGUCUUGGUGCGUCGUCCACCUCCGCCCUGGUGUCCAAGGCCACUUCUUCUUCCAAGGCCCAGGGUGGCUCAGCUUCCCCUCCUCUCCCGACCAAGGACACCUCGUCGAUUGACAUGGCCAAGGCCAGCCUCAAUGACCCGUCCGCUGCGUCCAAGUCGAGCGCCGACACCAACGAUAGCUCCACCUACAAGAGUCCCUACGUCUGCGACGAAGAGGACGAGGAGCAGGUGCAGGGCAUGGGCGACGAUGACGACAAAGACUGCAACGAGGACCAGGAGAGCGACGAAGACGAGGAGAACAACGAGGACGAGGAGAGCGACGAAGAAGAGGAGAGCAACGAGGACGAGGAGAGCGAUGAGGACGAGCAGACCGAAGAGGACGAGGAAAGCGACGAUGACGAGGAGAGCGACGACGACACCGAGACCGGUAGCGACAAUGUCUGCGACGCGAUCGAGAAGGCGGCCGACGAGGAGCACGCCAUACUGGGGGAGCCGAUCGGAGGAGCGAGGGGCUGGAUCUUCUAUCAAGACGCGCCGCCCAUGCGCGGCACCGAGAGGUACUACGCCUUCGACUGCGCCGACCGCGAGACGCUGGCCAUCGCCGUCGAGAUGGUCGGCCCGAGAAACACGUCGCGCGUGCCCUCGUGCCCGGACCUGGCCAACGGCGGCCUCCUGGUGCUGCACUAUGUCUCGUUUGACGCCGAGCACCGCGGUCGAGGUUACGGGAUGCGACUCUGCAGCGAGAUGCUGCGGCGCUUCGCCGGCUAUUGGACUCGCGCCCUUGUCUGGCCGGUCAUCCUCAAUACGAGCGAGGUCGAAGACAUGUCCAAGGAGCAGUACGCGCGCGCCAACGAGCGCCUGAUAAGCGCGUUCCGCCGCAUCGGCUUCCAGCCCCUCGGCGACACCAAGUAUCUUGUACAGGACGCGCGUGCCUUUGCGACGGCCUACUCCGACUUUCCCACCACCCGCAACCUCAGCGUCACGAUCGCCCCCCCGCUCUGCGCCUGCGUCGACGGAUUCAGCAAGAGGAUGCAGGCAGCGUUUGAGACGGCUGCCGAGCUCGCGUUCGACAUGUCGAUGGACGCGCUCGACUGGGUCGACCUUUCGCUGGACGACGGCAUGUGUGAGCCCAUCGCCUUCUUCCCCGACGGCCUUUCCCGCACCAAAACGCACGUGAAGGGCUUUUGCCACAUCAUCGGCACGAUCGGCGGCAUGGCCAAGCACGGAACGACGCCGGAGCCGAGCGUCGUCGAGCUGUGGCUCGAACAAGGCCGCUGGCACAACUAUCGCGAGGGCUUUUCCUGGGCUCAGUGGAGAAGCUACCUGCGCGACGGAGGCAGCGUCCUACAGGUCCUCGACCUACUCCUCUAUCGUGCUCAGUCCGGGACCGAUAUGGAGAUGGAGUGGCCCAUGAUGGGCGAGCGUCCGUUGCCCAAAGACGACCCGAAGACCCUCACCUGGCUCGACGCCCAUCUGCCGAAGUGCUACGAGCACGAUGCAGACUACGAAGGUCUCCGCCAUCGCUGGUGGACCUCGCACGGCAGGCCGGCUCACGUGCGUGGCCCCUACCGCGGCUACCUGGCGCGGGCCGAGGCCGCCGAAGACGAGGAUCCGAGCAAGAUGGUCGAGGGAGUGCCCGCAGGCAUCCUCUUCUUCUACCAGAGGGACUUUGGCGAGCUGCCGGCAUGGGCCAAGGAGAGGCUGGACAGCACGGGACAGCCGUGGAGCUUCGUCAACACCAGGGCGCCCUUCUGA
Molecule: messenger RNA, 2199 nt
Organism: Pseudozyma flocculosa PF-1
Lineage: Eukaryota; Fungi; Basidiomycota; Ustilaginomycetes; Ustilaginales; Ustilaginaceae
Exons: 1
Coding region: 1-2199 (732 amino acids)
Biological process (GO): mRNA export from nucleus
Cellular component (GO): nuclear pore
Molecular function (GO): structural constituent of nuclear pore
Source: RefSeq, a predicted model, not a curated record